AUGUCUCAGGAGGUGACUCGUGCUGAGUCCAUCGAGGAACAGCAGCGUGCAAGGGAGGAUGGCGACAAGAAGUCAAAGUCUCGUCGACCAGCCAAUACUGCUUUCCGCCAACAAAGAUUGAAAGCAUGGCAACCGAUCCUAACCCCUAAAAGCGUUCUACCUCUGUUUUUCAUCGUCGGCGUUAUCUUUGCCCCGAUUGGCGGUGUUCUCCUCUGGGCAAGCUCUCUAGUCCAAGAAAUUUCCAUCGAUUACUCCGACUGCUCUAGACAGGCACCGACCGACAGCUAUGCUUCCGUUCCUCAUUAUUCGGCGACCUUCAAGUCUUCUAAAGCCAUAUCGGCGCCCACCUGGCGCAAGUCCGUCAAUGAGUCUGACUCGGGCGCCGUUACUUGCACUCUUCUUUUCGAGGUUCCGAAUGAGCUUCCAGCACCGGUUUUCAUGUAUUACCGCCUCACCAACUUCUAUCAAAACCACCGCCGAUAUGUCCAGUCCCUUGAUUUAAAUCAGCUGAAAGGAGAUGCUGUCUCCUACAAUACCAUCAAGGGUGGCACAUGUGACCCAUUAGCGGUCAACACCACGGCAGAGAAGGUAUACUAUCCAUGUGGACUGAUUGCAAACUCGUUCUUCAACGACACGAUUGGGAGACCGCAAAUCCUAGAUCCGAAUGCAUCCGAGAAUGAAAAACAGUAUUAUGAAAUGACCACCAAAGGCAUUGCGUGGGACAGUGACAAGAAACUCAUCAAAAACACGAAGUACAAUAUGGAUGACGUACUGCCGCCACCAAACUGGGUCUGGGCCAGCGAGAACGGUGUCUAUAAAGAGAAUCCCAAUUUACAUGAAAAUGAAGCUUUCAUGGUUUGGAUGAGAACGGCUGGUUUGCCAUCGUUCAGCAAGCUUUCCCGCCGUAACGAUACUCACGGCAUGCCUGCUGCCAAAUAUUCCAUCGAGAUUAUUGAUCGUUUCAAUGUCACCGAAUACGAUGGAACCAAGUCGAUCCUGAUCUCUACCCGAACAGUGCUUGGAGGCAAGAAUCCCUUCAUGGGAAUCGCCUAUGUGGUUGUGGGUGGAAUUUGCGUUGUUCUCGGGGCUUUGUUUACUGUUGCGCACUUGGUGCGUCCGAGAAAACUUGGCGACCACACCUAUCUUACUUGGGAUUCCAAUCAACCGAGCGCUGCCAUCGCCACGGGACGGGAUAAUGCCCCUUGA
Messenger RNA from Penicillium hordei, 1206 nucleotides. RefSeq names its product CDC50/LEM3 family protein. The transcript has 6 exons. NCBI's taxonomy places the organism in Eukaryota, Fungi, Ascomycota, Eurotiomycetes, Eurotiales, Aspergillaceae. Gene Ontology annotation, cellular component: endoplasmic reticulum; Golgi apparatus; plasma membrane. The record is from RefSeq and is a predicted model, not a curated record. The coding region runs from base 1 to 1206 and encodes 401 amino acids.